UGUGCGUGGUAAAUGUCGCAUCAGGUGUUUGGACAUGCAAGCAAAAGCUGCUGAGUGAGCCGUGGGUGAGAGCUGCAAGCAAAGAGUUGUCAAGUUUUACUGGAGGACAUCAUCGCGCAGUGCGGGCGAUGCCGUGAUGGCAAGCGCAGAGGACGACAUCUCGAGGCAGGCGGAUGAGGUGGAAGCCAUGUCGUCUAUCUACGGGGAUGAGUGGUGUACCCUGGACGAGGCUGCGCGCUCGUUCUGCAUCAGCGUCGGGAACGGGCAGGACCCGCCGCGGCGCCUCUCCGUCUCGCUGCAGAUGACGCUUCCUGCAGAUUACCCAGGGCAGGCACCUCCAAGCUACCAGCUCAACGGGCCCUGGCUCACCAGGGAAGAUAAGAGGACCCUCUCUGCCCGCCUGGAGGAAAUAUACAGCCAGAAUCUGGGAGAGAGCGUGCUCUUUCUGUGGGUGGAGUGCAUUCGAGAGUUUGUGGCUGAUGCUUCUGAGCGCUCCCAGCCCGCGUGGAACACGUAUCGAGCCAAUCAGACGGAAGAAGACUCCGAUUUGGUGGAAGAAAUGCUACCCACAAUUCUGAACGAGGAAACCCUGAGGUCACGUGACCUCGAGGCAUCGGAUGAAUUCACAGGAGACGAAGUGCCACCCAUUGUCCACGGCGAGACCAUCACCGACCGGCGGAGCACCUUCCAGGCCCACGUGGCUCCAGUCGUCACCACCAAGCAGGUCAAGCUGGUGUUACGGAAGCUGCUUGAGAAUAAGAAGCUUGCCAGCGCUACUCACAACAUCAUGGCGUACAGGAUCGACUGCCCCGGGAAGCACGCUUUCCUGCAGGACUGCGACGACGAUGGCGAGACGGCAGCCGGAGGGCGGCUGCUGCACCUGCUGCAGAUUCUGGACGUGCGGGACGCGGUGGUGGUGGUGUCGCGAUGGUAUGGCGGAGUCAUGCUGGGACCCGACCGCUUCAAACACAUCAACAACUGUGCGCGUGGUGUGCUGGUGGAAAACGGAUUUGUGCAAACAGCGCAGCCGCAGCGGCUUCAGUGGCCGCUUGCAUCUCCGGAGCCGCAGGUUGCCGACCCCUGGUCGAGAGGCCGAUGCGGGACAGGCAACGCUUUCCACACCACGCCACGCAAGCGAUUGUGGUCCUCAUCGCUUUCUUCUCCGUUGCGAACGACAGGUCAUACCCCCCGAGGGCGACGUUGCCAAGGAUACUGCAAAGCCCAAGAAGCAUAAAGCAAAGAAAUGCAAGCAGUAGUUGUAAGGAUUCUACAACCUAAUAAUAAUUAUAAUAAAAAAAAACAUUCACCUAAAUUUGUUUUAUUGCGUUUCGAUCUCUUUUAAUGCGGCAGACUUAUUGCUUGUUGAGUAAAGUCUGAAUAAUUCACAACAACUGUUUUGGUUAUUUCAUUUUUAUUAUGGUAACUCUUAACUGUUAAAUUCUACCUCUUUCACGAGUGAGAUGUUUUGAUGAACAGCAAGAGGCUGCAAUAUAAUUCAACGUGGCUUUGACAAAUACUGUACUAUGUCACAUUUUCAUUUCAUGUCGGGGUUUUAUUUAAUUUGUGAAAUAAAGACAUCAUCAACAAUUACGGUACAUUUUUUUUCUUCGGAUAUUGAUGGUAUUAGGAAGCCACUGGACCUUUUCAAUGUAAAUUGAAAAUUAAUUUCCCGAGAUGCAUUGCUCCGUCAGUGCUUCAUUCUGCUCUGGCUAUGCCAUCAUCAUCUUCACGUGAAUCAGUUGCCAUCAUGAUACAAAUUUGUUGUGUUUUCUUUUAAAGUGUCCUUCAAAAUUGUAUAUUUUUGCUCUGCGAAACUGCUGCACUGGAUACGUUUGUUGUUGUAAUAUAGUUCAUAUAAUUUGCUUUUUUGCGAUGACUCUCAUCAUGACCGACUCUUAUAAUGUUCCCAGCAAUAACAUCGUCUCGCAUUUAUAUUGUGCCUUUAUUUCUCAAAUCCAAUUACCAGAAAACUUUAGAUUUCGUUGUGAGAAUGUUUUUUUCUCUUUUGUAAUCUGGUAGUAUGUGGUCCAAAAUGUUCUAAAUACAGCUCGCCUGCAUGCUUGGCCUCUAGACUACCAAUUAUUUUUGUCUCAUUUUUAUCUCCGAGAUCAACUUAGAUACACGUGAUUGGCUCAUAGAUCUGUAAUUAUUCAAACCAGUUUUGGGUACCCCCUUCAACUGAUGAUCCUUUGCUCUUGUACGUUUAAUUAUUGAUUGCAAAAAUAUAUCUAUCUCUUAUUGUGCAGUGGUUUAAUCCAGACGUCCUGUUCACACCCAGUGAUGAACACAU
Lethenteron reissneri (Far Eastern brook lamprey) is the source of this 2290-nucleotide messenger RNA. It is a transcript of the gene IMPACT, whose product is annotated as impact RWD domain protein. Gene Ontology annotation, cellular component: cytoplasm. Gene Ontology annotation, biological process: regulation of translational initiation; GCN2-mediated signaling. NCBI's taxonomy places the organism in Eukaryota, Metazoa, Chordata, Hyperoartia, Petromyzontiformes, Petromyzontidae. The record is from RefSeq and is a predicted model, not a curated record. Gene Ontology annotation, molecular function: protein binding.